This is a messenger RNA of Recurvomyces mirabilis, 735 nucleotides long. RefSeq names its product S-adenosylmethionine-dependent methyltransferase (gene MTQ2). The transcript has a single exon. Gene Ontology annotation, biological process: methylation. Bases 1 to 735 code for a protein of 244 amino acids. The record is from RefSeq and is a predicted model, not a curated record. Gene Ontology annotation, molecular function: protein methyltransferase activity; S-adenosylmethionine-dependent methyltransferase activity; nucleic acid binding. Gene Ontology annotation, cellular component: eRF1 methyltransferase complex. Lineage: Eukaryota; Fungi; Ascomycota; Dothideomycetes; Mycosphaerellales; Teratosphaeriaceae.
AUGCUACCAACCCCGUCGACCUCACACGUCAACUACGACCAGAUCUACGAACCAGCCGAGGACUCCUACCUCCUCCUCGACACCCUCUCUUCAGCCUCCGAAUCGACUUUCCUCAAAUUCCGCUUCCCUUUCACAACCCCUUCGCCUCUAGUUCUCGAAGUAGGCGUCGGCUCCGGCGUCGUCCUAGCCUUCGCUACAGCAAACGCCAAGCACAUCUUUGGCCGUUCCGACAUCCUAGCCUUAGGCACAGAUGCUAACGAACAUGCUUGUCGAGCCGCCGCUCACACAGUCCGAGGAGCCGCGACCGAGCAUACCAGAUCCGUGAAGCCAGCGGGAAUAUUCGGAGAUUGCGUAGUCGGUGACCUCGCCACUUCACUUCGCCAACAAAACGUGGAUGUCUUGAUCUUCAAUCCUCCAUACGUGCCCACCGAGACACUCCCCAGUCUCUCUUCUGCCACCCAGGACAAAUUCGAGCAGGACUCCCAUCUACUGUCUUUAUCGUACGCCGGUGGCCACGACGGCAUGGAAACUACAAAUCGUCUGUUGGCCGACCUUCCGACAGUACUCAGCGAGCGCGGUGUAGCGUAUAUUCUGCUUUGUAAUCAGAAUAGACCCGAAGUUGUGAUUGCCGGUAUCCUCGCUCGGCCUGGCGGUUGGAGAGCCAAGAUCGUGGGAUCCAGUGGCAAGACAGGUGGAUGGGAGAAAUUGUGUGUCAUCCGCAUCUGGCGGCCUUGA